UUAUUUAUCACGUUAUCUUGACUCGAGACUUGUGAGCGACCAGAUGGAAUUCUGCACUGGCUUAAUAACAGAUUCCACUCAUUUCAAAUUGCACAGCGAACGUUUUAGCUGAUUUAUCUGCUAAGCAUUAGAAACGUAGACUUCUAUCGGGGAGGCCAGGCCGCGCUGCGAACCGGGACCGAGGCGGGGACGACAUUUAACGACAUCUGUCCCCCAGCUGCUCGUGUGCGACUCCGUCAUGCCACUGUUCGGCAAAUCUCACAAGAGUCCCACGGACAUCGUCCGGACCUUGAAGGAGAACCUGGCCAUCCUGGUCAAACACGAUAAGAAGACAGACAAGGCAUCUGAUGAGGUGUCAAAGUGCUUGGUGUCCAUGAAGGAGAUCCUGUACGGGAGCAGCGAUAAGGAGCCGCACACGGAGACCGUGGCCCAGCUCGCACAGGAGCUGUACAACAGCGGCCUGCUCAUAUCCCUCGUUCAAAACCUUCAAGUGAUAGACUUCGAGGGGAAGAAGGACGUGUGCCAGAUCUUCAACAACAUCCUGAGGAGGCAGAUUGGGACGAGGAGCCCCACCGUGGAGUACUUCUGCUCCCACCAAGAGGUCCUCUUCAUCCUCCUGAAGGGGUACGAGACUCCACAGAUAGCGCUGAACUGCGGGAUCAUGCUGAGGGAGUGCAUCCGCCACGAGCCCUUAGCCAAGAUCGUCCUUCACUCCGAGCACUUCCACAGCUUCUUCAACUAUGUGGAGAUGUCAACCUUCGACAUUGCCUCCGACGCCUUCGCCACUUUUAAGGAUCUUCUGACGAGACACAAAGUGCUUGUGGCUGAAUUCCUGGAGCAGAACUACGACGCUGUGUUUGCAGACUACGAGAAGCUGCUGCACUCCGAGAACUACGUCACCAAGCGUCAGUCUCUGAAGCUUCUGGGUGAGCUGCUGUUGGACCGACAUAACUUCACGGUGAUGACGCGCUACAUCAGCAAGCCGGAGAACCUGAAGUUGAUGAUGAACCUGCUCCGAGACAAAAGCCCCAACAUCCAGUUCGAGGCUUUCCACGUCUUCAAGGUGUUCGUGGCAAACCCCAACAAGACGCAGCCCAUCGUCGACAUCCUGCUCAAGAACCAGACCAAACUAAUCGACUUCCUAAGCAACUUCCAGAAAGACCGCACGGACGAUGACCAGUUUAACGACGAGAAGACCUACCUAAUCAAACAGAUCAGGGAUCUGAAGAAACCGGCCUCCUAGAGAGGAGUCCGCCACCACCUUUUCAAUCAGUAGGAAGACAAAAGCUAACGUCCUUUAACGGCCAUGGGUAUUCAGAAAAAUCACCAAGAUGUUUUUCUUUUUGUCGGUUCACGCAGGAGUAGUUCUUAAUCAGCAACCUUUUGGAAAAUCUUUUUUUUUUAUGAAAUGCAGCAUGUUGUCUUAGUUCAGAAAAUCUUUAUUCUACCUGCGGAUGUAAAUCAAUUCAGGAUCUGCAGCGCUGCAAACCAGAUCGAGUCCUCUGGAGGAGAUAAACCCGUGCCAUCUUAGCCAAUACUUCUUAGCCAGAUCAUGACUUGUGACCAAAAAUGAAGCUAAAAAUCGUGAAUGACUUUGUCUCUUGUUUGAAGAAUGAUUCAGAUGAAGCUGCUGAGCUUCAGCCAUCACUAAGUUCUCUUCUACUAGCACUUUCUGUAUGAUGAAGCUAACAGGAAACCGUGAAAAAGCUGAUCAGUUUACGUCCUGCUUUGAUUCUUUAACCUCGUUUCUUGUACAGUUCGGUAGAAGGAGUUUGUGUUCUUUCCGUUCAGGAGUUCUCCUCUGAUCUGAAGGAAGUAGUUGGAAAUUCAGACGUGCCUUUGGUUGGUUCUUUGUUUUCGUCUCUUUCUAAGGGGAGCUUAAUGAAGAUGUUGGUGGAAAUAUGCUCUGCACACGACAUAUUUGUUUGGAUUAAGCUGUGAACCUCAGUAGAUUGGAGUUUUAGGCCCAUAGAUCCCAUCAAAAUGAAGAAAAAGAAGUCUUUUCCUCUCUAAAAAUGAAAGACACAUUCAAGUUGAUGCAGUUUAUUUUUCAGGGUUUUUUGUUUGAUCAGGAAGUUCAAAUUAAAUGUGUGUUCACAUAAAAAAGAAAAAAAGAAAUAAAAAAUAGCAUGUAAACCUGUGAUUGGGAUUUUGUGUCAACUUCUUUGUUUUGACUUUUUUGGGGGUUAAAAAUGACAACAAAAUGAAAUAUUUCACAUAUUUUCAGGCGAAUGUGCAACUUUAGUUCCUACGGUCUGAAAGCAGCCAGCUGGUUUUGCUAUUGUACCACGUUCACUACCAAUCAAAGGACGGGAAUGCACGGGUUUGUGUGCGUGCUCGUUAUUCAUGCAGCUGCUGUACCGUUUUCAUCCUAACAUCCACAAACAUCGGGGUGUAACGGAUCACUAACAGUUCGGAUCGGAUCAGUAAA
This is a messenger RNA of Oryzias melastigma (Indian medaka), 2431 nucleotides long. RefSeq names its product calcium binding protein 39-like (gene cab39l). Gene Ontology annotation, biological process: intracellular signal transduction. The record is from RefSeq and is a predicted model, not a curated record. The transcript has 9 exons. Lineage: Eukaryota; Metazoa; Chordata; Actinopteri; Beloniformes; Adrianichthyidae. Bases 239 to 1243 code for a protein of 334 amino acids. Gene Ontology annotation, molecular function: protein serine/threonine kinase activator activity.